This is a messenger RNA of Cuscuta europaea, 1549 nucleotides long. Lineage: Eukaryota; Viridiplantae; Streptophyta; Magnoliopsida; Solanales; Convolvulaceae. The record is from the annotation of a GenBank genome assembly.
AACGGAUGAGGAUUUCCCUGCACGCUUUUGCCAGCAACCAAAGCAGCGAUGGCAAUGUCAGUUUGUGCAGCCGCCUCCUCUCCUUCCGCCGUUGGGGCUCAGUUCCAAAAUUUCCGUUUUUCGUCCUCUCUUACCCCAUUUCUUUACCCGCGUCCCCAAACCUAUCAAACUUCACAGCUCAAAUUGACGCAGUGCGCCAAGAAAGAGAUGAAAGCCACCGACCCCAAGCUUGGAGUUGCACUUUACAAGCCGAUGUCUUACGAUGUCUUGGUAUCUGACGCCGCCAAUUCCCUCUCUUACGCUCUAAGCGAUGGGAAGACUCGCUUAGAAAUAGAAUUCCCUCCCUUGCCCAGCAAUAUUUCAUCAUAUAAGGGAUCAUCAGAUGAGUUUAGCGAUGCCAAUAUUCAACUUGCUUUGACUCUUGUCAAGAAGCUUCAAGAGAAGAAGGAAAUAAGGACUUGCAUUGUUUUUGCUGAUAAGCCAGAGAAGCGUAGGGCAUUAACUCUUUUCAGAACAGCUUUUGACUCGAUUGAUUGUUUAACAAUUGGGACCUUGGAUGAUGUACCUGUUGGUCCUGUGAAAGCAUUUUUCAGAUCAGUGAGUCGAACUUUGGAUUUUGAUUUUGAGGAUGAAAAUGAAGAUCAUUGGCACUCUGAAAAGCCACCAUCACUGUAUAUAUUUAUCAACUGCAGCACGGGUGAUCUCUCUUCCAUAGAGAAGUAUGUGGAAAAGUUUGCAACCUCCACCCCUACUCUGCUGUUUAAUCUAGAACUUGACACUUUGCGUGCUGACCUAGGUCUUUUGGGAUUUCCACCCAAACAGUUGCAUUAUCGAUUCCUUUCUCAAUUUACCCCGGUAUUUUACAUUCGAACUCGCGAGUAUUCAAAGACUGUCGCGGUGGCGCCGUAUAUUGUAAACUAUAGUGGAGCUCUACUUCGUCUAUACCCUGGCCCGUGGCAGGUGAUGUUGAAACAAUCAGAUGGUUCUUUUGCCUGUGUAGCGGAGAGUGAAUCUCGAUUCACACUGGGAGAAACAAAAGAAGAGCUAUUGCGGGUUAUCGGCCUUGAGGAGGAGAUUGGAAGCUCACUUGGCUUUCUUCGAAGAGGAUAUAAGACUGCGACAUGGUGGGAAGAAGAUGUUGAUUUGGAGAGAUCUUCGGCUUGGCGUAGUUGAAGUCGAACAACAGGUGCCUGCACAACGGUUAUAAGAGAAGUCCCUCUCAGGUGCAGUCGAACAACAGGUGCCUGCACAACGGUUAUAAGAGAAGUGACUCUCAGGUGCAAAUGUUUGUCUUGGCUUAGUAGCAUUUUCCUUGGUGGAUUCACUCUUAUGACACUAAGAUCAAUCAGAUGACAACAUGUUCGCAAAUUUAAAAACUAGAGAUUCAUAUUUUGUAUUCGAAGAUAGCAUAGGUAGAUGCACAAGUCGAUCACUUCAUGUUUAUUACGGAGCAUUAACAUGUCUGUUAUCAAUUGUACGAGUAUGUUUUUCUUACAUCAAGUUCGAAAGAAAUGGAUAUAGUUGUGUCAUUCCCAUAUGAUUUUUGAAC